AUGGAUUCCCUCAGCACAGCAAAUGUUGAAUUUUGCCUUGAUGUGUUCAAAGAGCUGAACAAUAACAACGUGGGAGAUAACAUCUUCUUUUCCCCACUGAGUUUGCUUUAUGCUCUAAGUAUGGUCCUACUUGGUGCCAGAGGACGCAGUGCAGAACAGAUGGAAAAGGUGCUUCACUUUAAUCAUAUUGCAGAACCAUUAAAGCUGCAGUUUAAGGACUCGGCUGAGUGCAGCCAAGCUGGAAGGAUUCACUCAGAGUUUGGAGUCUUACUCUCUCAGAUCAACCAGCCAGACUCUAACUAUACGCUCAGCAUUGCCAACAAACUCUACGGGACACAGGACGUGGCAUUCCUUCAGCAAUAUUUAAGCUGUUCUGAGAAAUUGUACCAAGCCAGGCUGCAAGCUGUUGAUUUUCAACAGUCUCCAGAAGAAACGAGGCAAACUAUUAAUGCUUGGGUUGAAAGUAAAACUAAUGGAAAAAUUACAAACCUCUUUGGAAAGGGCACAAUCGACCCUUCUUCUGUACUGGUCUUGGUGAAUGCCAUCUAUUUCAAAGGACAAUGGCAAAGUAAAUUUCAGGAGCGAGAGACGAUUAAAGCCCCCUUUCAGCUAAGUGAGGGUAAGAGCGUACUUGUGGACAUGAUGUAUCAGACGGGGACGUUUAACAUGGCCUUCGUCAGGGAGCCGCAGAUGCAAGUGCUGGAGCUGCCCUACGCGGACCGCACACUGAGCCUGGUUGUCCUGCUGCCGGCGGGCGCCACGGCUCUAGAUCAGGUAGAGAAGCAGCUGAAUGUGAAGACAUUUUAUAAGUGGACCAGCUCUUCCAACAUGAUGCAAAGAGACGUCGAGGUCCAUUUGCCCCGAUUCAAACUGGAGAUCAAGUAUGAGUUGAAUUCCCUGCUAAAAUCCCUUGGGAUGAUAGAUGUCUUCAAUCAGAUCAAAGCUGACCUGUCUGGAAUAUCAACAGCCAAGGGCCUGUAUUUAUCAAAGGUAGUCCACAAGUCCUAUGUGGAUGUCAAUGAAGAGGGCACCGAGGCAGCGACGGCCACUGGGGACAACCUUGUCAUGAAAAGACUCCCCAUCCGUGCUCAGUUUGUGGCAAACCGCCCUUUCCUGUUCUUUAUAAAGCACUCCGGCACCAACACCAUUCUCUUCUGCGGAAAGCUCGCCUCUCCCUAA
Pteronotus mesoamericanus is the source of this 1179-nucleotide messenger RNA. It is a transcript of the gene SERPINB11, whose product is annotated as serpin family B member 11. NCBI's taxonomy places the organism in Eukaryota, Metazoa, Chordata, Mammalia, Chiroptera, Mormoopidae. Bases 1 to 1179 code for a protein of 392 amino acids. Gene Ontology annotation, biological process: negative regulation of endopeptidase activity. The record is from RefSeq and is a predicted model, not a curated record. The transcript is spliced from 7 exons. Gene Ontology annotation, molecular function: serine-type endopeptidase inhibitor activity.